AUGGGUAUUAAAAACUGUGGGAAAUCAAUAGCACGUUGGCUGACAGUACUGACGGUAUCCACACUUCUGUCCAUUGCAGAAGGAAAAACCUUGAGCAAUGCUUGCAGUGACUUGAAUUGUCGUGAAGUUCCGGAUAGCCGCGAGGAUUGGUGCGAAACGCCAGGAUGCGUGCAUGCCGCAUCCGCACUCCUGAAGAACAUGGACCAGAACGUCAAUCCCUGUGAAGAUUUUUAUCGAUACGCUUGCGGUGGCUUCGUCAAGCAGACGAUCUUACCUGAUGAUGAGUUUGAAAUGAAUUACUUUAAAAUAAUAAAAAAGAAAAUACACGAGCAGCUGAAAUUCAAAAUUCGGGACGAAAAAGAUGACGAACCGAGACACAUCAGACUGAUGCGAGAUUUCUACGUAAGCUGUUGGGAUAGAAUCGACACAGAGGACGCGGAGAAAGCAAUUCUUCAAGCAAAAUUGCACGAACUCGGUGGAUGGCCAGUCCUUUCCGGUGAUGCCGGUGCAUGGGAUGAAAAUGAAUUUGUUUGGACGAACGCUAUUUACAAGUUUCGAGAUGCUGGUCUCUUCUACAAUGGUCUCUUAACGCUCGCCGUCGGACCAGAUGUGAAAAACUCUACGAAGAAUGUAAUCUACAUUCAUCAAGCAACAUUAGGACUUGGUCGGCAACAUUUUUUACGCUUUAACGAUAGGAAAUAUUGGGCAUAUAAACAGAGCAUGGUCCUAGUGGCUGUAAUGUUUGGUGCUAGCCCGGAAAAUGCGAAGCAGGAUCUCGAUAAAUCAUCGGCUUUCGAAGCGGAACUAGCAAAUAUUUCGUUGCCAGGCGAGGAUUAUCUCAACAUAUCUCGAACUUACAAUCCAAUGACACUAAAGGAAUUAUCAAAAACGUACAAAAGCAUACCGUGGGAAGAAUAUUUCAACGGAUUGUUACCCUCGCCACUGACUGUCGAGGAGGACGAAGUCAUCCUCGUGAGCGCACCGAGCUACGUUGAAAAAUUGGAAAAACUGCUCGCUAAAACCCCGAAGAGAGUCUUGGCAAACUACUUAAUGUGGAGAGUGAUGCAGCCUUUUGUGGAUCAUUUGAAUGACUUACCUUGUCAGCGAGCAGGCAACUCAACUCGUUAUACCAUAUUGAUGAAGAUACGAGCGAGAUCUGACUCGUGUGCUAAAGCGGCUAUUGAGAAAUUUCCGCUGAUCGCCGGUGCUAUGUACGUCAAGAAUUACUUCGAUAAUCGAACGAAGGAAAAUGUUUCGGAAAUCGCUUCGAACGUCAGAAGAGAGUUGGAAAAUAUUUUGAUGGAGGCCUCCUGGAUCGACGAUACGUCACGAGCAACGAUGCUGGAUAAAGUCAGAACGAUGGUCAGCCACAUCGGCUAUCCCGACGAGUUGUUGAACGACGACAAGCUCGAUAAGUUUUACGAGAAACUUAAUUUUUCCGAAAAUAGUUAUUUCGAAGCUAAAUUGAAAUUGAACAUAUUCGAGAAUGACUAUUCGUUGGGUAAACUACGCGAGCCCGUAAACAAAACUGAAUGGAUGUCUCAUGGACAGUCUGCUGCCGUUAACCCGGCUUUUCAGCAAGCGGAAAAUAGUUAUCAAUUCCCAGCUGGCAUUCUUCAAGAUGUUUUUUUCAGUAACGACAGACCGAAUUACAUGAAUUACGGUGCCAUAGGAGCUAGUAUUGGUCACGAAAUGACGCAUGGCUUCGAUGACAUUGGCAAGCAACUUGACAAAGAUGGCAAUCUCGUUGAAUGGGCACCUUACACUGAAAAACAUUGGAAUUCGAGUGUCCGAUGCUUAACUCAACAGUAUGCAAACUUCACCGUUUCAGAAUUGGGUCUAAGACUGGACGGUAUGAAGAUGAAGAAUGAAAAUUUCGCAGAUAACGGGGGUAUCAAAAUUGCUUAUAAAGCAUACGAGAGUUGGGUCGCCAAGAACGGACCAGAGAAAAAGUUACCCGGAAUUCAUUUAACCCCGAAGCAAAUAUUUUGGUUGAGCUUUGCGAACGUCUGGUGCGAGAAAAACAACCCCAUUGCUUUCCGCUCGAAAUUAGCCUCCGCUGCACACAGUCCUGGAGAGUUCAGAGUUCUUGGUACGUUUGCAAAUAUGCCGGAAUUCGCUAACGACUUUCAAUGUCCCGAUGAUUCAAGAAUGAAUCCCAGGAAGCGGUGUCUCGUUUGGUGA
Molecule: messenger RNA, 2184 nt
Organism: Venturia canescens
Lineage: Eukaryota; Metazoa; Arthropoda; Insecta; Hymenoptera; Ichneumonidae
Product: neprilysin-2-like
Exons: 10
Coding region: 1-2184 (727 amino acids)
Biological process (GO): protein processing
Cellular component (GO): plasma membrane
Molecular function (GO): metalloendopeptidase activity
Source: RefSeq, a predicted model, not a curated record